GCGCUGCUUAUAGUCGCAGCCGUAACGUAAUCGGUUAAGCGUUCCGUGAGAUACAGAUACAGCACACAAUAAACGCUUUUCGGUUAUAGCCGCUGCUCCACAGCGCUUUCGGGCCAGUUUGUUAGCGGAUUGUGAGACGAGAGCAUCUCUAAACCAAAGAACAAAAACAAACACACAAUAAAAUGGCUUAUCAGUUGAUAAUCUUGGCAUGUGCUUUACUACUAGGCCAGACCUUAGCAAACCCCAUCGAUGCCCCCCAUGCCGCCGACGCUGUGGCCACCGAGCUCAUCGUGCUGCACAACAAUGACAUGCACGCCAGAUUCGAGCAGACCAAUGCAAGAAGUGGCCAGUGCACCGCAGACGAUGCCAAGGCGGAUAAAUGUUACGGCGGAUUUGCACGUGUGGCACAUGAAGUGCGCAAAUAUCGCGAGGAGGCCAAGAAGGGCGGCACUCCUGUCUUUUAUCUGAACGCAGGUGACACCUAUACGGGCACCGCCUGGUUUGCUGUCUUCAAAGACAAAAUUGCCAGCGCUUUUCUCAACAAGCUACAGCCGGAUGCCAUUUCCCUUGGCAACCAUGAGUUUGAUAAAAAUGUGGAGGGCCUUAUACCAUUCCUCAAUGACGUGCAAUUUCCUGUGCUGGCCUGCAAUCUGGAUUUGUCAAAAGAACCCGAACUGGCUGCUACCAAGCUGACCAACUCCACCGUGCUGGAGACCAACGGCGUUAAAAUUGGCGUCAUUGGUUAUCUGACGCCCGAAACCAAAAAUUUAACUUCAGUCAACGAUGUCAUGUAUAACGAAGAGAUUGUGUCCAUCAAUGAAGAAGCUGCGCGUCUCAAGGCUCAGGGCAUUAAGAUUAUUAUAGCCUUGGGUCACUCUGGCUAUCAGAAGGAUCAGCAGAUUGCGCUGCACUGCCCCGAAGUGGACAUAGUCAUCGGUGGACACUCGCACACGUAUCUGGACUCCAAUAAGCCCAUUGCUGAUAAGGAUGACACCAACGCUGAAGCAAAUCGCGGACCUUUUCCCACUGUAGUGGAGCAGCCCAGUGGCAAGAAGGUGCCCGUGGUACAAGCCUACGCCUAUACCAAGUAUUUGGGUAAGCUGCAUCUGCAGUUCGAUGCCGAGGGAAAUCUGCUGCACUUUGAUGGUGAGCCCAUACUGCUGAAUGCUACGAUACCACAGGAUCCUGAGAUCUUGCAGUUGCUGGAAUAUUAUCGUCCUAAUAUAACAAGCCUGGAGCAACAAAUUGUUGGUUAUACUAAGACAUUUUUGGAGGGCGGCACCUGCAGACUGCAAGAGUGUAAUUUGGGUAAUCUGAUUGCCGACUCCAUGGUGCACACACGCGUGCUGGAAGAUGAAAGCGGCAAGUUCUGGACUGAUGCGCCCAUUGCGCUGCUGCAGGGCGGCGGCAUACGCAGCUCCAUUGAGAAGAAUGUCAAUGGUUCCAUUACGGGCAGCGAUGUGCUGACGGUGCUGCCGUUUGAGAAUGCGCUGUAUAUCACUCGCAUCAGUGGCAAGACUUUAAUGGCUGCCUUGGAGCGCUCGGCGGCUAUCAGAAAUGCCGACUCCAAUGGCGGCUUUCUGCAAUUCUCGGGCAUUAAUGUGGUCUACGACUAUGACAUGGAGGAGGGACAUCAUGUGGUGUCCGCUAUGGUGCGCUGCGCCGAGUGUGCUGUGCCCAUCUAUAGCCCAUUGAAUGAGACCAGCUACUACAAGGUGGUUGUCUCUGAGUUUUUGCUGAAUGGCGGCGAUGGCUACGUUAUGAAGGAGAAGGAUGAACCCUUCACACUGUUGCUGAAGAAAAACGAUCAAUUUGCCUUUGCACAGUAUUUGGAAGCUCGCCACUACGUCUAUCCCGCACUUGAGGGACGCAUUGUUAUUCGCGGUCCUACAGAGAAUAAGGAUGAUGGUGCAGCCAGUAUUAUUGCUUCGGUGUCGUUGAUAAUGUUCUCAACCCUUGCCACGCGCUUUUUCAAUUAACUAGUCAUAGCUACCAAAAAUUGUUGAUUGUUGUACUCUAAAGACUUUACAAAUUACAGGUCUUGUGCGUCCUAAAAAUAAAAUAUCUAUUUGUAAAUUA
Messenger RNA from Drosophila busckii, 2079 nucleotides. RefSeq names its product protein 5NUC. Gene Ontology annotation, cellular component: plasma membrane. Gene Ontology annotation, molecular function: 5'-nucleotidase activity; nucleotide binding; metal ion binding. The coding region runs from base 183 to 1979 and encodes 598 amino acids. The record is from RefSeq and is a predicted model, not a curated record. The transcript is spliced from 6 exons. Lineage: Eukaryota; Metazoa; Arthropoda; Insecta; Diptera; Drosophilidae. Gene Ontology annotation, biological process: AMP catabolic process.